Ogataea philodendri is the source of this 348-nucleotide messenger RNA. RefSeq lists its product as uncharacterized. Bases 1 to 348 code for a protein of 115 amino acids. The transcript has a single exon. The record is from RefSeq and is a predicted model, not a curated record. Lineage: Eukaryota; Fungi; Ascomycota; Pichiomycetes; Pichiales; Pichiaceae.
AUGGAGGCUGAAACUUGGAAGAAUGGAACUGCUGAACAGGUGGCUGCUGGCCCACAUAAAAUGGGGGACUUUGAUGCGGAUGCGAAGGAACCAUUGUAUUCAUUACAGGCAUCAUCUGAGGCUCGUAAUAUUUGUGGGGGAUUAGGGUUGACAGAGGCGAAUGUGGACUUUGGGUGGGCGAGUGUCCCAGUCUUGGUGGGCUGGUGCUGUUGGCAUGGUUGGCGCGAGGGUCUGGGCCAGGCGGAAUCACAAACUCCAACGGGGAUGAGUAAAGCUGGAAUUUUUCGUAGCACUGUUCCCACAGAAAUUGACCCACAAGCCAUUGUGGGACGUCUGAAAUUUCAGUGA